Molecule: messenger RNA, 4655 nt
Organism: Pectinophora gossypiella (pink bollworm)
Lineage: Eukaryota; Metazoa; Arthropoda; Insecta; Lepidoptera; Gelechiidae
Gene: PGAP1
Product: GPI inositol-deacylase
Exons: 17
Coding region: 207-3758 (1183 amino acids)
Biological process (GO): endoplasmic reticulum to Golgi vesicle-mediated transport; GPI anchor metabolic process
Cellular component (GO): endoplasmic reticulum
Molecular function (GO): phosphatidylinositol deacylase activity
Source: RefSeq, a predicted model, not a curated record
CAUUUGCUUGACUGACAGACAGCUGUUCACCUGACUCAAACCUUGAAAUCUCGUACUUGCUGUGUGUGAGCUUGUGGCGCUUGUUCUGUUCAGUUUUAUCUAUUUUGUGUAAUGAUUUAACUAAUAAUCAGUUAUAAUUAGUUCCAAUGAAUAUUCGUUUACACCUUAAUAUACGUAACGAUACGUAAAUAAUUAGAGAUGACACGAUGAGGUUCUUAACUUUUGUUGGUUCGAGUAUCUUUCAGAUUCUUUCGUUUAUUUUUGUUUUGGGCUAUCUUCUCGGAAUACUAAAUAUUCAUUUUAGCGACAAAAAUGAAUAUUGUGCUAUGACUUAUAUGUUUGAAUAUCCACAAUUUGUGCGUGUUUCGGUUCCUGAAAAUAGUAUUUACCCGCAAUAUGGAUUAUACGCGUAUAGUGAAGGCAGGUUCACUGAGAGAGCCAGGAAAAUGUGGUUUGAUGGAGUACCCGUUUUGUUUCUGCCGGGUAAUUCAGGAAGUCAUAUGCAGGCCCGCUCUUUGGCAUCUGUGGCCUUGCGGAAAGCGCUCACUGGUGGAUUUGAAUACCAUUUUGACUUCUUCACAAUUGCCUACAAUGAAGAAUUAUCGGGAUUGUAUGGUGGUGUUCUUCAAAGCCAAACAAACUUUGCAGCUGCAUGUUUGUCAAGGAUACUGAGUCUUUAUAAAAGCAAUAGGUAUACAAAAUCUGUGCCUACAACUGUUAUCCUCAUUGGCCAUUCCAUGGGAGGAGUAAUAGCAAAAAGACUAUUAGCAUAUCCUCCAACAAUGAAUUCCACAUCUGUUGCAAUAACUCUGGCAGCCCCUCUGGAAGCUCCAGUUAUGAACUUUGACAUUGCAAUAAAUGAUUACUACAAAUUCAUGAGUGCGGAAUGGGACGAUGUUGCCAGCAGUAAUAAUUGGAGCCAGAAAAUCCUACUUAGCUUCGGGAAUGGACCAAGGGAUUUUCUCAUGCCAUCUAGUUUGACAUCUUCAAAAGAAAGCUACAUCAGUGCCUUGACUACAGCUAUCCCAGGAGUGUGGGUAUCACCAGACCACGUUGGCAUAGUGUGGUGUAAGCAAUUAGUAAUGGCCAUCAACAAAUAUCUCUUCGAUAUCAUCGACCCACAGACUGAACAGGUCUCCGAAAACUAUCAACUUUUAACAGUGAAAGCUAAACAAUAUUUCCAGGCCAAUCGUUCGAUGACACUCAGCUCGACGAUAAACCGCCCAACUGUCGCGAUGGUUGCUGACGCGUUCUGGUACGAAGACAACAGGAGGGCUUAUAGGGUUGCCAGACCCGACAUUGACAAGACAACGUACUUGAUGAUAAGGCUAUUGAAUUAUCCACAGAACCGUUUCGUUGCCGUGGAAACGGUCAAUGUUACCGAUAAGGACUGGAUAUUCGGGUGCAAUGCUAUGUAUACGUAUAAUACUUAUAGAUACUGUAAGCAAGGUAUGUCUUUGACGGAGUUGAGCCGCUGGACCGGCGCCGCUGUUAAUUUUGGCAAGAGGAAACUGGCUACGAUCAACCUUCACAGCAUAAAACAGCAAUACCCUGAUUGGUCCCACGUGGUACUCAAAGUAUCUCCUACUAGAAAACCGGUAAUACUAGACGUUGAUAUAAACGACUACGCUUCAAGACAGAUCACAGUGAACCUCCCUUCGAUGUUAUCUUUCGGGACCGCCCUUAUUAAACAAGAAACCGAACUCAAUAGUUUAUAUUACGAACUGCUACUACCAGAGUUCAAUAUUGUACAUCAGGCGUAUUUACUGUUUGUCGAGCCCACGGCCAGUUGUAAGGCGAGCCAGUAUCACGUGUCUGCCGAGCUACAUGUCCCAUGGGCGAAGAAUAAUGAAUACUAUCAUUAUUUCACUCAUAUAAAACGGUCGCCCAUGAAGCUACGCAUCUACAAAAGCAAUCCGAAUAUAACUUACGGAAUAGAAGCUACAGAACAUGUUAAAAUUACGCUGUUAUUGGAUCCACAGUGUACAUUUACUAUCAGUAUCGCGUCAUCGUGGUACCACCGACUCGCGCAAAUCGCUCGGAACUACACUCCAGUACUGACGCCAUACGUUGCUGCUAUAGUACUCUUGGCUGCCAGGAGUAACAUACUCCACCUCAAGGACAGAGGGCGCUGUAUGACGAUACAUAGCGCUCUGAUGAGUGAAGGCGUCAAACCGUAUUACGCGUUAGUCGCCGCGAGAUUGUUCUUCACGUUUGUGACAUCAGUGCCACUACUAGCGUACCUUCUAGAAAACGCAAGUUGGCAUAACAUAGAGCUGAUGCAGUUCUCGCGGUCCCUGCUAGUGCUACCGGCGUACAUGGCGGCGCUGGGCGCGCUGCAUAUAGCUGCGGCGGCCGCCCUGGCUAUUAUGGUGUUUUCGUCUCAACUGGCGCAUCGGCUUUUGUUCAGGAUAAUGUGGCGCGGCAGCUCCAACUUAGCAGAGAAGGUGGCGUCGAGCCUGCAGCGGAUACCGCUGAUCGUGAGCGUGUCCUUGAUGGCUGGGGUGCCUCUGUCUUGCGGCGCCGCCUCCUUGCUGGCUGGGGCCGCCUUCUACGCCUUUAUGUUAUCGAAAAUGUACGAAGAAUAUUUAGAAGAUUACGUGUAUAAAAUUAUGGCUAAAGUUGCAUCUAGAAUGUGUCUCUGGUUCACAAAGAAGAAGAAGGAAGAAAAAUCCACGGCAUUAGUUAGCCAAGAAAUAGAAGAAUCGAUUCCGACAGAAACUCAAGCUAUUGAUAACAAAAUUGAUAGUAUUGGUGACAAUAGCAAAGAGAAAGAUACUAAAGGUAAUACUACAGAAACUAGUAAAGUAACAGAUAUUAAAGCUAAUACUACAGAGACUGGUAAAGUAACAGAUACUAAAGCAAAUACUGUGGAAAGUAGUAAAGUAAAAGAAGAUAAUAGUUGUAAAGAAAUCAUUGCUAAAGAAAGUACUUCAGUAGAAACCUCUCAAGGUACUAUUUCUAAACAAAUCGUACCAGUUGACAGAGAAAGUUUACGUCAACGAAUUUUUAGAAGGCAUUCUAAGCCUGUAGUUGAUAAAAAUGAAACUCAAAAUCAAGAAAAUGUGAAUAGAAGAAAGACAAAUGAAGAUUUAGAUGAAGAAUUGAACAAUUUGAAUUUUCAUAUGACGCUUUUCUUCAUGUGGAUGAGCGUUACUUUAGUCAAUGUCCCCGCGCUCCUUACGUGGGCCAGGAAUUUCAAAUACAGUAUGGUGCUGAAGCCUGACACGUCCUACCACGUGGGCAUGGUAAUGUCAGCUUGUUCAUCGUGCUUGUGGCAAAUGGACGGACCACGUAGAAAUCUGAAAUAUUACGACGCUGUAGCAGCGUUAUUAUUCACUAUGGCAGUGUGUAUAAUAGUCUUAGGUCCGUUCUCACUGGCCACAGUGAGCUAUGGCGUCACAUUCAUGUAUGUCGUCAUCACAGUUCAACAGCUGUUCGAUCGGGAGGUCGUUGACCCGGAGACAACAACUACAAAAGACAAUAAGCAGUCAGAAAAUAGUGAUAAUGUCAAAGAUGACGUAAAUAAUGAAACAAAUAAGUCUGAAAAUGUAUCCAGUGAACCCAAGAAUGAGCCACCAGGCUCAAGGACACAGAAUGAUUCAAAUGAGUCAACUAAAUCGGAAGCGAACUCUUCUAAUCCAGAACAAAGUAGUGAAGUAAAUGGUGAAACAAGUGAGGACUGCGUGUGCAACGAAAAUAGAAUUUAUACAAUGUUUAAAAAUCUCAGAGAUAAAUUUAGUUUUAGCGAAGAUUGAAUAGUUGUUUCCUAAUGUAUUUUUAUUCAUGCUGCAUUGCAAGAGGGCAGAGAGGAUUGAUCGAACUUAGUCUAGGUAGCACAAAGUUAAACAAUUCUGCCAACUUGGAGACAUGUGUAUUGUCGCCAAACACGCCAAUUCUUGGUCAUUAAACAAUAUUAAUAAUAAUAUAAUAAUUCUUUUUAAAAGUCAAUAGGACUCACACACAAUGUAAGAGAAUAAUAUUUGUUUUGUUGAGUAUCGAUUUAUAAGAUUAUAUUAUUGCAUAUUGACAUACAUUUUGGUCCCUGGAAAUAACGAAAAUAGCUUAUAUUAUUUGCAUCUGUAGCUGAUUGACUGAGAAAGAAAAGAUUUAACUAGGUACUUUUAUUGUGAACAUACUUAAGUAUUUAUUUAUUUUUGCUUUUAAAUUUGCUAUUACAGAUCUGUGGUAGGUACUAAUUAUUGAUUUUAUUACUAAGUGUUCAGUGUCCUGUCCAGCGCAGGCCUAAAUUUUGUUUUCGAAUUCAUAUUUGGAUCAUAAAUGAAAAUCACAUGCUCAGCAGUCAAGGAAAACAUAGUGAGGAAACCAGUACUGGGCUGGUUUUCCCUUCACAGGUUGGAAGGUCAGACAGGCAGUUGCCUCUAUAAAAGACCGGACCUAUCAAAUUUUCAGGUAAGUGGACCCUGAGAAAAACGGGAUAACGGUAGGGAGAUGACGAUGAUUAAAUGUUCAUUGUGAACUAGUUACGAGUUCUGUAACGGGCAUCUAUGGGACAACAUCUAUCCCAUUGAUAUAAUUAUAAUAUGUUACUAUGUAAUGAUCUAUCCCAAUGUUGCCAAAUUAUUUAAGUUUGUAUAUUACGUAAAACCAUGAUUGAGAGUUUAUUACGAAUACACAAUACAAGUCAAUACAAA